Molecule: messenger RNA, 1620 nt
Organism: Entamoeba nuttalli P19
Lineage: Eukaryota; Evosea; Mastigamoebida; Endamoebidae
Exons: 1
Coding region: 1-1620 (539 amino acids)
Source: RefSeq, a predicted model, not a curated record
AUGGUUAUUUUAGAAGACGUAUUUUUGAAGAAUAUUGUUUUAUACUUACCUACUUUUCAUGAUAUUUCAACUUUUAUUCGUAUUAAUAAAAAGGCAAAUCAAAUAAUUAAAACAUUAUUUAUUAAUCCAUACUUUACAUCAUUAAUAAAUUGUGAAAGUGAUAUUAAAUUAUUAAAAAUUUUAUUUUAUUUUCCUAUGAUACAAACAGUACAAGUUCAAUAUCAUGAUUUAGGUUAUAUAGAAUCAACAUUAAAAGGUAUUGAACAAAUUUUUAUUCAAUACCGAAUUGAUGAUGACUUAAGUCAAUUUAAUGAUAUGACUUUUCUAUAUCCCCGUUUAAUUAAUUAUAAAGGAGAUAUUAAAAAAAUUCAAAAUCAAAUGGAUAAACUUCAACGAAUAACAUUAAUUAAUAGCUCAACAUGUGACUUAAAAUAUAUUAUUAACCAUAUAUCAUUUUUUCCUCAUUUAAAACAAAUAACAAUUUGUCUGGAUUAUGGUAGUGAUACUAUUGAUAUAGAAAAAUAUAUUAAACAAUUAAUAGAAUUAAGUAUUGAUGUAAAUAUUAAUUAUGAAUCAAUUGAAGAUUUUGAAUUUAUUGAAUCUCUUAGAAAUAAAGUUCCAUCAUCUGUAAAACAUUUCUUUUAUUCAUUUUGUCCUUUUUCAGUUGUUGAUUCUUCGAUAUUUGUUUUUUUGAAUUCAAUUUCUUCAUACUUUUAUGAUAGUUAUUUAACAGAAAAUGCAUCUUCCUUUCAACAAUAUUAUUAUCCAAUGGAUUAUAAAGGAUUUUUAAUUGCUUCUUAUUAUCCUUUCAAUUCUUUAACUUCCUUAACAAUAAAAACACCUACUCCAACUAUUCCUACUAUUGGUUUAUCUCCUUCUUUAAUUGAACUUACUUUCCCAUCAGAUUUUAUUACUCCAAACCUUCCAAACCUUUCAACAUUAACUCAUCUUCAUUCAUUAUCAUUAGGAAUACUUAAAACACAUUUAAAAUUUCCAUUAUCACUUACAUCAUUAACAAUAAGUCAUUCAGAAACUUGUUUCGAAUGUCCUUCUAAUUUACAGGUAUUAAACUUGUCUUCUUAUACAAAAAAUUUUAAAAUAAAUAAAACACUUCAAAGUCUUUCAAUUAAUAAGUUAAAUAGUUCAAUGAAUAUUCCACAUACUUUACAAAAUCUUUCAAUUAAAUGUAUUGCAAAUAUAAGUUUAUGUACUUCAAUUACUUGUCUUAGUAUUUUUAUUGAAAAAGUUGUUGUUAUUGAUGACUUUUUUAUAGAAAUAUUUGGUAAAUAUAUAUUUAGAUAUCCUGUCCCUCCUUUAUUAAAACAAUUGUCUAUUUUGAAUUGUAGACGUGUUGAUGCAGUUACUUUACCUUCGUCUAUUACUUCUCUAAAUAUUACAAUGAAUGCAGAUAAACAAAUACCAAAAGAUAUUCCAAAAUUGUUAAAAAUUCCAAAAACUAUUCCAAAAGUUUCUAUUUUAUUUCAAUUUGAAAAUUUUCAAAGAUAUAAUAUUUUUCAUAAAAUUUUUGAAAAUAAUGCUCUUCAAGUUGUUAGAAAUAUUUAUAGAACUAUAAGUUCUAUUUCACUUGAGAGAUGUUCUUCUUGUGAUUUGGAAGAGUAA